Molecule: messenger RNA, 1284 nt
Organism: Fusarium vanettenii 77-13-4
Lineage: Eukaryota; Fungi; Ascomycota; Sordariomycetes; Hypocreales; Nectriaceae
Exons: 4
Coding region: 131-994 (287 amino acids)
Source: RefSeq, a predicted model, not a curated record
CCGGCGCACACCCACACACUUUGAACUGCGUCCCUAGCCUGCCUUAGCAGCCAUCUUGACUCGAAUCGACCUUAUUCUCGACUAUUCUCGACGUCUUCCAUACCCAGGGCCGACUCUCUCAUCUGUCAUCAUGGCGAACUGGCAACAGCUCAACCCCUUCAGCAAGAGGGAGUCUCACUCAAACGGAGCUAUUCUCACGUACAAGAUCCUGACUCUCCUCACCUGGAUCCUGUCCCUCGUCGUCACCGUUUACUACACCGUCCGCCGUCCCGAAGAUGGCCACACGAGAAACAGAACGAUCUGGGAGCAGAACCACAUGUACCCCACUGCUUUCAGCCUGAACUCUACCAUCACCUCCAUCUACUGGAUUGUCCUCUUUUUCCUCCAGGCUGGUUACAUUGGCCACCUCUUCUCGAGCAACUCGGAUAUUGUUCACGCUGCCGCCAGCGUUGGAAGCCACUUCAUCUUCAACAACCUCUUCCACUUCGCCUUUGUCAUGCUCUUUGUCCGAUCUCACUUCCACUGGGCCGAGGUCAUCUUGAUUCUGAACUUCAUUAACCUUUCUUCGCUCUACUUCCGCCACAACACCUAUCCUCGAUUCAUCCACACCCCGGUUGCUUCUGGACCUCUGGCCUGGACCUUUGUUGCCAUCUACUGGAAUGGCGCUCUGAUGAUUCCUCACCCCCACCAUCUGGUGCCCCGCAUCUUCGGAAACAUCUUCAUUUGGGCCAUUCUCGCCUAUGGACUGUUCUUCAUCAUCAUCUACAAGGAUUACACCAUGGGCUUCUCGCUCAGUGUUCUUUCCGCGGCCAUUGGUGUUUCGCAAUUCCUUGACAAGGUCAUUGCUUUCCAGUGGAUUUUCGCUUUCAUCAUCAUGGCUCUUCUCUUCAUCGCAACUGUCAUUGUCGCAGUCCCCGCCUGGACUGGCAGAGAGAUUAGCUGGCGAUCUGCACCUGCUGACCAAGAGCGCGCUCCUCUCCUUGCUGAGAACUAAGCGCCCGGUAUAAUCAAGAGAGCGGUGACUUGUCUCUAGAUACCCAGCGGUUAUUCUCGGUCAGCAUGGUAUUUUCAGGUUGGAUUGGUGGCCAUGAUUUGUCUUGCGUCUCUUAACCUCCCGUUAUUCGCAAUUCGAGCCCAUCGGACGUGGAGUUGGGAAGGCAUGGCGUUGUAUAUUUGCCGAAACGUUGUUAAUUAUUUGCACGUUCAUUACAGGCGCUCAGUCACCUCGGUAAUUAGGUAGUAAUUGAAGGAUCCCGACAGACAAACUCACGCGGUGUCACCAAG